AUGUCUUCGAGCCUUGUUCUUCACUCAACGCUGCCCAGGGCACUCACGCGUAGAGUGGUGCAGAGAUCUUCCAUUCAAUCUCGAUAUAACACCACCUUCAACUACGUCCCCGGCGGUCCCAUCCUCAGAGGAACCGUGAACGACCCCACCACCUUCCCAAAGCCCUCACCGAUCCACGGCUCGUACCACUGGGCUUUCGAGCGCCUUCUGUCGGCAGGUCUCGUUCCUUUGACCGCCGCCGCCUUCGUUACAUCUGGGAGCAACUACCCCAUCGUUGACGGUCUGCUUGGAGUUAGCUUGGUCAUGCACAGUCACCUCGGAUUCGACUCCAUCGUCGUCGACUACCUUCACCCCCGCAAGUUCCCCAUUCUUGGGCCCAUCACGACGUGGACUCUGCGGGUGGCGACCGUGGCCACCCUGGUCGGCGUCUACCAGUUUAAUACGAACGACAUUGGUCUCACCGAACUCAUCGCCAAGGCUUGGACCGCAUAA
Cyclocybe aegerita is the source of this 492-nucleotide messenger RNA. The record is from the annotation of a GenBank genome assembly. NCBI's taxonomy places the organism in Eukaryota, Fungi, Basidiomycota, Agaricomycetes, Agaricales, Hemipholiotaceae.